AUGCCUAAUUUUUUUGAAAAUGCAUUUAAAGAAGGAAUUUGUUUUAUGGAACAGAAGUUAUCAAAAACUGAAUUAAAUUUAACAAUUAUUGAAUGGUUACGAUUACAAGACUAUAGAAUAGAACCAAAAGAUGGAACUUUAAUGCUUCCAGGUCAAAUUCAUCCUGGUUUAGGUAUUGGUCAUGAAAUUGAAGAGAUGUUAAUGGAUUUUAUUUCUCGGAAAGGAAGAGAUGGAUCAUUGAAUACACCUGAACAUUGGUACAAUGCAUAUCUUUAUUAUAUGCGGUCUCAUUUUCACUUUUUGAAUCCUGCAUUCGAAGGGAUUUUUCGUUCAAUCAAUGCAAGUAUAAAAAAAGAUAUUGAAGAACAUAGAUUAACAGGAGUGGCAUGGGCUAUUGCACAAGGGAAGCUCUAUCACAAACCAACAAAGGAACAAAUUAUUUGGGUAGCUUUAGAACAAGUUUAUCCAUUAUCUCAUCGAAUGAAAAAUUAUUUUGGUCAAGAAUAUACAGAAAUAGUAAUGAGAAAUUAUCAUCCGAAAGAUUACUUCAUUGAUUGGGAUGAUACAUUGACUAAGUAA
Molecule: messenger RNA, 579 nt
Organism: Entamoeba nuttalli P19
Lineage: Eukaryota; Evosea; Mastigamoebida; Endamoebidae
Exons: 1
Coding region: 1-579 (192 amino acids)
Source: RefSeq, a predicted model, not a curated record